Messenger RNA from Cuscuta campestris, 2108 nucleotides. Lineage: Eukaryota; Viridiplantae; Streptophyta; Magnoliopsida; Solanales; Convolvulaceae. The record is from the annotation of a GenBank genome assembly.
CUUCCAAAACUUCCUCGCUGUAAUAAUAUAACCAUACGCCAUCCUGCCGGCCGAGGCAUUAACGCGAGCACUUGGCGGGCAGCAAGACAUAUCUCAACUGCAGCUUGAACUCGCGAAGCAGGAAGAAUGAAGUACGUUUUGGUGACUGGCGGCGUGGUUAGCGGCCUCGGCAAGGGCGUCACUGCAAGCAGCAUCGGCGUUGUUCUCAAAGCAUGUGGCCUUCGCGUUACCUCCAUCAAAAUCGAUCCCUAUUUAAACACUGAUGCCGGUACGAUGUCUCCUUUUGAGCAUGGGGAGGUUUUCGUGCUCGACGAUGGAGGAGAGGUUGAUCUAGAUUUGGGAAAUUAUGAACGCUUCUUAGACGUAACACUUACAAGGGACAACAAUAUUACCACAGGAAAGAUAUAUCAGUCUGUGCUCGAGAAGGAGCGUAGAGGUGAUUAUCUGGGAAAAACUGUUCAGGUUGUUCCACAUAUCACCGAUGCCAUUAAGAAUUGGAUUGAAUCAGUAUCUCAAAUUCCUGUUGAUGGGAAAGAGGGGCCUGCUGAUAUUUGUGUGAUAGAAUUAGGAGGAACGGUUGGUGAUAUUGAAUCAAUGCCCUUCAUUGAGGCUUUAAGACAAUUAUUUUUCACUGUUGGACAGGACAACUUCUGCCUCAUUCAUGUCAGUCUCAUUCCUGUAUUAAGUGCCGUGGGUGAGCAGAAAACCAAGCCUACACAACAUAGUGUGCGGGAGCUGAGAGCAUUAGGUUUGAUGCCCCACUUUUUAGCAUGCCGCUCUGUAGAGCCUUUGCUGGAAAAUACUAAGCAAAAACUUUCACAGUUUUGCCACGUCCCGGCUAGCAAUAUUCUCAACAUUCACGAUGUUCCAAACAUUUGGUGUAUCCCUCUAUUGCUCCAGAGCCAAAUUGCACAUAAUGCCAUUCUGAAGCACCUGAACUUAGUGAAAGUUGCUACAGCACCUGACUUGCUGGAGUGGACCAAGAGGGCCGAGACUUUCGACAAACUCACUAGCUCUGUAAGAAUUGCAAUGGUUGGGAAGUAUGUUGGACUAGCAGAUUCCUACUUGUCUGUGGUGAAGGCACUCUUUCAUGCCUGCAUUUCGUGUUCGGUGAAACCAUCAAUUGACUGGAUUGCAGCUUCAGACCUUGAGGAUGAAAGUGCCCGAUUGACACCAGUGGCACAUGCUGCUGCAUGGAAGACUUUGGGGGAGGCAGCAUGCAUCUUGGUUCCAGGUGGAUUCGGCGAUCGCGGUAUCAGUGGGAUGAUAUUGGCUGCAAAAUAUGCAAGAGAGCAUGAUAUUCCAUAUCUUGGGAUAUGCUUAGGAAUGCAGAUUAGCGUAAUUGAGUUUGCUAGAUCUGUUUUGGGUUUGGAGAAGGCAAAUAGUACAGAAUUUGAUGAGGAGACACCCAAUCCUGUUGUAAUUUUCAUGCCAGAGGGAUCAAAAACUCAUAUGGGAAGCACAAUGAGGCUGGGUACGAGGAGGACAUUGUUACGCUCUCCUGAUUGCAUCACCUCAAAGCUGUACAAAAAUUCACAAUAUGUGGAUGAGCGGCAUCGGCAUAGAUACGAGGUCAAUCCUGAGAUGGUUGGUGCUCUAGAAGAAGCUGGCUUGAAAUUUGUUGGAAGGGAUGAAAGUGGAAAAAGAAUGGAGGUUUUAGAACUUCCAAAUCACCCAUUUUAUGUAGGGGCGCAAUUUCAUCCAGAAUUCAAGUCACGACCUGGGAGACCCUCAGCUCUAUUUCAUGGCUUUAUCUUGGCAGCAACAGGGAAAUUGGAGGCAUACCUAAAGAGGGGUCUUCAAAAUAGAGCCCAAUAGAAACUUCAUUAUUUGAUAUAACCAUAUAAGGAAGGGAAGUUCAGCUGACUGUGCACCCUCUCAGAUAAUGUGCUUCUUAUGUUUGUUUCUGCCAAAUUUCAGAUAGUGUGAUAAACAUAAAAUUAGUGUUGGAGAUUUAUUUAUUUAUAGUGUUUGCUUUUCAUUUCUUGGUCUCCUUUCAAUUCUUGUUGGAGACUUAUUAGUGUUGCUGCUCUCUUGUUAGGGACUAGUUUGGAUGAUUGGAAAUGGUAGGUAGUGGUUUCACAUGAUAAUUAAUUGCAAGCUGUUUU